Molecule: messenger RNA, 4136 nt
Organism: Gigantopelta aegis
Lineage: Eukaryota; Metazoa; Mollusca; Gastropoda; Neomphalida; Peltospiridae
Product: E3 ubiquitin-protein ligase RNF166-like
Exons: 6
Coding region: 105-740 (211 amino acids)
Biological process (GO): protein polyubiquitination; ubiquitin-dependent protein catabolic process
Molecular function (GO): ubiquitin protein ligase activity
Source: RefSeq, a predicted model, not a curated record
AAGUCUAACAACAAAGGGAAAUAACUCUAAUAACAUUACUGGUUUGUGCGUGUUGUCAAUUUUACGAAAGUAAUGUUUUUCCUUUUAAUUUAGGGUAUUUUGCGAUGGCUACAGCUUCAGAAUCAUCCACGUUUAAGUGUUCGAUUUGUCUUGAUAUAUUCGACAAACCUGUCGAUAUUGGAUGUGGUCAUAUAUAUUGUUCAAAAUGUGUUAGCUCCCUUCCAUCGAGCCCCCCACAGUGUCCUCAAUGUCGUGAAGUUUUCGACAUCAGGCGGAUGAGUCCAGCUGUGGAUAUUGAGAUUCAGUUGCAUUCUACUAAAUCCAAUUGCCAAUGGUGUGGAAAAGAUAUGUUAAUGACCCAACUGAGAAAUCACAACACCAAGUGCUCUAUGGUGGACCGAUCUAUUCCAAAGUUUAAGCCAAUCAAGAUGACUUCUCAGGAAAUACCUAGUCACCUUCCAAACCGGUCAACGUUUGACUGUCCGUAUUGUAAGAAGGGCAACUUGGACAACAGUGAUCUUGUGAAGCACUGCAAUAAACACCACAAACAUGACCCGUCUAAUGUUAUUUGUCCCAUCUGUGUAGCAAUGCCGUGGGGAGAGUCGGAUCGAAGAAGCGCUAAUUUCAUUCAACAUCUCAAUCUUCGGCACAAGUUUGAGUAUGAAACAUAUGUGGAUUUCAACCAGGAUGAUGAUGCUAUGCUAGAGGCAGCACUCCAGGCUUCACUGAAUGACAGAUGAAUUUUUCAUCAUCAUGCUGCACUAUUAGUAGAGAUGAUUUGAAGACAGAUCAAGGCAUGUCCUCAUCUAGGUGGAAGUGACCUCUAUUAACAAACAUGACACCAUCGUUCUAGAUGGGCAUCCAGGCAUGGAUUCGGAUUGGAUUCUAGGAGUCUCCAAACCCCUCCAUGUACACACACACACACAUGCGCAAGCACGCACGCACACGCACUUACAAUUGCUCAUUUUAAAAGUGCAUUUUCCUAAGCCCAAAACAUUUUUUUUCUUCUAUUUGUUUUCAUGUAUAAAUAGUUUUGGACCUCACCUGCAAAAACAUCCUGGAUCCAUGCCUGGCAUCGCAGCUGGGUUUACAAACCAUGAAUCUUUAGGUAUAAAACAUCUGUUGUUUAAUAUGAAUAACUGUUAUUCACAGACAUUGUUUUAAAUACAUCUGCAUGUGUACAGGACUCGUCAUACAAAUAUGAACCCUCUCAUUACCUAUAUGUGAAGAUCUUCAUUAGGUACACAGAUUUAAAGACCUGUAACACACUUGAACCCUCUCAUUACCUAUAUGUGAAGAUCUUCAUUAGGUACACAGAUUUAAAGACCUGUAACACACUUGAACCCUCUCAUUACCUAUAUGUGAAGAUCUUCAUUAGGUACACAGAUUUAAAGACCUGUAACACACUUGAAACAUGGGUUUUAUCUUGGACUAUAUUAAAGUUUUUUUAAAUGGCAGGUUUUUUUGCCGUGGACAUUUUCUUAAUUGCAGGGGUUGCAUUAGGUGAUGGGAUGCCAAUGUUUUCUAGUUCGUUACAGAAAACAAACUCCUUUCAAACUUGUUUUGGUAACACCUCUGUCUGUUGUUAGUAUAAAUUUAGGGAGUUGCCAGAUCAUCCUCGUGUUUAAUACAGGUCUGUUUGUUUUUAAAACAAAUCUAGAAUACUGGUGAAAAAAUAAAAUCUGCUAAAACAUUUAGGUAUGGUGCCAUACCCAAAUACUAUUUAUUGGGGAUGCUAUUUUAGCCUCAGAAACUGGCAGACAACUGCUAAUUAAAAAAAUUAUAUUAAAAUUGACUGUUUUUUCCUUAGGAAUGUGGAGAUGCAUGCAACUGAAUUUUGCAUUUCUUUGAUUCACGGACAAGAAGUCUGGGCUUACACAUGUAGUUUAUUACUAUCUUGCAUAUUGGGUUGCAGUGUGUGUACAUAGUAAACAGUAGCUUGCAUUAUUUCAUUAAAAAUCGUCUGUGUUUCAAAUAGAAAAAAAUGUCUACUCACCUUAGUCCUACAUCUUCCACAUUAACCAAGACUACUGAGGCCAAAUUUAUGAAGCCUGUUUUUUUUAGAUGCAGGUGUUUAAGCAUUGUAAAUGUAUGUAAUUACACAUGUGUAAGACAAACAGGCUUUGUAAAUUUGGCGUAUAAUAUCAUUCAAGUAGUCUUGUAACACUGUUCAACAAUACAUUAUAUUUUAUGGUGCAUUUAAAUGUUGCAUCACAAAUUGUGUAUACAGUAAAUAAUGGUAUGUACCUUUGUGUCAAACCUGUAAAUGGAUAAAUGCAAAAUAUCUCAUCAAAUGUGAUUAACCUUAAAGAAAAUCCCAAAUUAUUGAGAGAGAAAAGUUUGUUUUAUUUUAAGACACCACUAGAGCACAUUGAUGUGUUAAUCAUUGACACCACUAGAGCACAUUGAUGUGUUAAUCAUUGGCCCCACAAGAGCACAUUGAUGUGUUAAUCAUUGGCCCCAAAUUAUUGACAGAUUGUGUUCUGCAUGUUGUAAUGCUGUACAAUACAUUGAUGGUAUAAGAAAUAAUAAUUCUAAUACCAAAGACCACACAGCUAAACACCUAAUUUGCAUCAGAGCUAUAUGUGGCUAUCACAUCACUAUAUUUUAAUCCAUACCUGUGAUGUCACACUAUUCUAGGUGUAUAUUAUUUUUUAAGAUUCAUCACCUGUGAAACAAAGGAAUUUGAACUUCUUACGCAUUUGAACCCACUACUGACAGAACUUCUCAGUGAUAGAAAUACGCAGAAUUUUUUUACUAGUCCACCGGACAAAUACAUCUAAAAAUCUACUUGUCCAUCAAUAUUUUCACUUGUCCAAAUAAAUGGUUUAUUUUAUUCAAGUAUCAGGAUGUUUGUGAUUGCUAAACCACGAGGCACAUUUUGCUUGUCCGAAUAGAUUUUCACUUGUCAGGACAAACAGACAAGUGCUUAUUUCGAACACUGCUUAUUCAUUGUAAUCAUCAGAUAUGUAAUUUAAGCCUCAAACCUGAUACUAGUGAUAGUAAUGUAUUCUGUCAAAGAUUGUUGGAAACGUAAACGUAAUGCCAGCAAUCCACUGCUAAGGAUUUCCUCACAGAAUCGUUCAGGUUACAUCCGAAAGGAUCCUAUGGUUUUGGGUUAUUAGUUUUGUAAAUAUUUUUUGCCAUUUUAACCAAUAUUUUAUUUAAAAAGAUAAAAUAGUAUUUAAUUUAGCAGUCUUGUAAUUUGUUGUGAGUGUCGGAAGUGUAUUCAUGAAAAAUUGUUUUUUAUAUUAAGAUGAUGAGAAUGGUAGGCAGAUAGUUGAGAAAGAUGAAUGUCGUAAGUGUAGAUUCCUGAAAAAUAAUAACUUGUUGGCUUGUGAAUAUUUCGUAUGAAUCUAUACUCCCUCGUGUUCCCCAUUACCAGGGUUUCUAGAUUAUGGUAGCCCCACUCCCAUGGCUAGUAAUAUUCAAUGUUGGGCUAGUAAAUAACUACUAUUGCCGUGCCCGACGGCUAGUGAAGUUUGUUUUGGUCAAAUAACUCCAUUUAAGUCUGUUUUGUAAAUAUGAAUAUCCUGCCCUCACCCUCGGCCCCACCCUCCCAAUCUUACUGUUUUAAAGUUUUAUAUCCCUCUUCAGGUGACCUAUCUGAUUAUUACUAUUAGUAAAAUUGUAUUAACUAAAAGUAGGGCUAGUGAAUUUUUAAUUGUGGUUAGUAAAUUUUCAAAAUUGCUGGUCCCAUGGCUAGUGGGUUUUCUAAAAAUCCUGGAAGCCCUGCCAUUACUUAUAGUCCAUCCCACAGGGGAUGCCUUUUUUCAUACUAUGGAAUUUACUAGAACUUAUUGAUUUCUGGGCCGAUUGAUUUGUAAAUUGCACGCAAAAAUAGGGGUUUUUUUGUUGUUGUUAUUUCCAAAACGUCAAAACAAACUGAAAUUAUUUACAUUUUUUUUUUUUAUAGAAUGAUGGGAUAGACUAUAAGUGAUUUGAUCAUUUAGAGGAUAUAGCAGUUGAAUUAUGUUUAACUUCUGUUCAGUAAACCAUGUACAAGUUGGUGAUUCACUGGGAAGUAUAUUUACCAAACAUUUUAGUGAAUAAACUACAUUUUGUAAACAACAGUUGUAUAUAGUGUGUGUAUAUAUAUCACAUGUAUUUAUUAAUAAUUAAAAACAAUUCUGCAA